Molecule: messenger RNA, 1231 nt
Organism: Hevea brasiliensis (rubber tree)
Lineage: Eukaryota; Viridiplantae; Streptophyta; Magnoliopsida; Malpighiales; Euphorbiaceae
Product: purple acid phosphatase 17
Exons: 6
Coding region: 1-1002 (333 amino acids)
Molecular function (GO): ferric iron binding; ferrous iron binding; acid phosphatase activity
Source: RefSeq, a predicted model, not a curated record
AUGGCAGCCCUCUUUAUCAGCAACUCAUUUGUGCUCACAUGCUGCCUUGUAAUUUUAACCUCUAUGCUCUUCUCCUCAUAUGCUGAGCUUCUACGAUUUCAACACCCUCCAAAAUCUCCUCAUGGGUCUCUUAGCUUUUUGGUCCUUGGUGAUUGGGGUAGACGAGGUGCUUUCAACCAGUCUCUUGUUGCUCUUCAGAUGGGAAGGAUUGGAGAGAAGCUGGACAUAGAUUUUGUAGUAUCAACAGGGGAUAAUUUCUAUGAAAAUGGAUUGAAAAGUGAACAAGACCAUGCAUUUCAAGAAUCUUUUACUAAAAUCUACACUGCUAAAAGCCUCCAGAAGCAGUGGUACAGCGUUCUGGGUAACCAUGAUUAUAGAGGCAAUGCAGAAGCACAAUUGAGUCCUCACCUUAGAAACCUUGAUAGCAGAUGGCUUUGUUUAAGAUCUUUCAUUGUAGAUGCUGAAUUGGCUGAAAUAUUCUUUGUGGACACCACUCCUUUUGUCGAUGUCUACUUCAGUGAUGGAGAGGGCCAUAGUUACGACUGGAAGGGCAUCCCCUCUCGCAAGUCUUACAUUGCAAAUCUAAUAAAGGAUCUAGAAUUGGCAUUGAGGGAAUCAUAUGCCAAAUGGAAGAUCGUUAUUGGUCAUCAUGCAAUCAGAAGCAUUGGACAUCAUGGGGACACCCAAGAACUCGUAGAUAAGCUUCUUCCAGUACUCAUGGCCAACAAUGUUGAUUUUUACAUGAAUGGACAUGACCAUUGCCUUGAACAUAUCAGUGACACAAAGAGUCCAAUACAAUUUCUGACAAGUGGAGCGGGGUCUAAAGCUUGGAGGGGAGACCUUAAAGAAUUGAACAGAGAAGGUCUAAAAUUUUUCUACGAUGGCCAAGGUUUUAUGUCAGUGCAGUUGACUCAAACUGAAGCAGAGAUUGCAUUCUAUGAUGUUUUUGGUAAUAUUUUGCAUAGAUGGACCACAACCAAGUUGCUUUACCAAUCGCUAUAAGAAUUUAGAGCUAGAAGACAUUGUAACCCAAUUUGUGUUAAUGGGGGAUUAGAUAUUAGACAAAAUACAAGACAUCAUUUUCUCAUACAUUUUUAAAGCAUGAUUACCCCCCCAAAAAAAAUUGUAGAUUUUAUUAGGAAAAGUAGUUUGAAGGUUGUAUUUUAUUUUGUAGAAUUAGGGUAUUUAUUAUAAUUAUUAUCAUUAAUUAAGGAAUGUUAAUCUUUUAUAA